This is a messenger RNA of Penicillium riverlandense, 2022 nucleotides long. Its product is annotated as ribosome biogenesis GTPase LSG1. NCBI's taxonomy places the organism in Eukaryota, Fungi, Ascomycota, Eurotiomycetes, Eurotiales, Aspergillaceae. The record is from RefSeq and is a predicted model, not a curated record. Gene Ontology annotation, cellular component: cytosol. Gene Ontology annotation, molecular function: GTP binding; GTPase activity. Gene Ontology annotation, biological process: ribosomal subunit export from nucleus. The transcript has a single exon. Bases 1 to 2022 code for a protein of 673 amino acids.
AUGGUGCUGGCAAAAUCCAAAAACAGCGUGGGGCUGGGCAACAGCCUCAUGAACGAUCGCUUCGGCAAGGGCAAAGCAUCCAACCAGAAGAAGGCCUCGCACAACAACGCCAUUGCCCGCAAGGGCAUCAACGGCGAGACCUAUGUCACAAAUGAAGCCAAGGAGGCCUCAUGGGUAAAGAUGCGCAGUAUCACAGAGCAGGCCGCCCUCGAUGAAUUCCUGAGCACUGCCGAGCUGGCCGGUACCGACUUCACGGCCGAAAAAAUUAACAACGUCAAGAUUAUCCACACCGACCAGAAGAACCCCUACCUCCUCUCCGCGUCCGAGGAGAAGUCGGCUGUCAAGAAACACCAGAGGAACAAGGGUCGUCUGACUGUUCCCAGGCGGCCGAAGUGGGAUCAGUCCACGACCCCCCAGCAGCUGGAGACCAUGGAGCGGGAAAGUCUGUUGGACUGGCGGAGAGGGUUGGCGGAGUUGCAGGAGAACCAUGAUCUGCUGAUGACUCCCUUCGAGCGCAACCUGGAGGUCUGGCGGCAGCUGUGGCGUGUGAUCGAGCGGUCGGAUCUGAUUGUGCAGAUUGUCGAUGCGCGCAACCCGCUCCAGUUCCGUUCAGAGGAUCUGGAGAGAUAUGUCAAGGAGAUUGAUCCACGGAAGAAGAAUCUCUUGCUCGUCAACAAGGCAGAUAUGUUGACCGAUAAGCAAAGAGAGGCCUGGGCGGAGUACUUUGAGGCGAACGGCAUCAACUUCCGCUUCUUCUCGGCCCAUCUCGCUAAAGAGCGGAUUGAGGCUGAAUUGCAGAAGGAAUCUGAGGCGAACAGUGAAGAUGAAGAUCUGGCAGAGUCGGCCCAGAAGAUGAACGUUCAAGACGAAGAAGACGAGGACAGCGAAGAAGAAGAGGAAGAAGAAGAAAUCGACCAAGAAGCCAAGGCCAAGCUGGCCGACCCUGACCAGUCCCUGGGCGCGCAUAUUCUGGAUGUGGAUGAGUUGGAAGAACUCUUCCUGGCAAACUCGCCAGACACACUACCGCAGAACAACGAGGAGGGUGAGCAGCCGAAGCAGAAGACGACCAUCGGUCUAGUCGGCUACCCUAACGUGGGUAAGUCAAGCACGAUCAACGCUCUCCUAGGAGCCAAGAAAGUGUCUGUGUCUGCCACACCUGGCAAGACGAAGCAUUUCCAGACUCUCUAUCUCUCGCCCGAAAUUCUCCUGUGCGACUGUCCCGGUCUGGUGUUCCCCAACUUCGCCACGACCAAGGCCGAGCUAGUCGUCAACGGCGUUCUGCCAAUCGACCAACAGCGCGAGUUCACCGGCCCUGCGGGUCUCGUCGCGAAGCGAAUCCCCAAACACUUCCUGGAGAACGUCUACGGCGUGAAAAUCCACACCCGCCCACUGGAGGAGGGCGGCACUGGCCGUCCAACCGCCAGCGAGGUCCUGCGCGCCUACGCCCGCGCCCGUGGCUUCUCCACCCAAGGUAUCGGUCAACCCGAUGAGUCCCGCGCAGCUCGCUACGUGCUCAAGGACUACGUGAACGGCAAGCUCCUCUUCGUGCACCCGCCCCCCUCCCCAGAUGGCGAGGAACCCAUCGACGCGGACGUGUUCAACCAAGACCUCUACGACAUGGCGCACUUGCCCCUAAAACGGCAGGAGAUGCUUCUCGCCAAGGCCGCCGCAGAUGUCGACGACGAAGACCUGGACGCGGACAUUGCGUCUUUCGUGUCAGGACACACCGCCGCCCCCGAGCCGCAGGGCAAGCGCUCCCGCAACAUCGACACGGGCUUCUUUGGGACUGAAACCGGCCCGUCGUCCGGCCGUCUCAUGCUGCCCUUCCAGUCCCAGUACACAGAGCAGGGCCAGCAGAUACGCAAGCAGCUGACCGGCCGCAAGGAGCGGAUGAUGGUUGCGCUGGAGCGGGGCGUCGAUGUCUCCGAGGUGCGCGAGGCGGGUUCCAAGAAGCAUUUCAAGGGGAAUAAGCGCCGUGCUAAGGCCACGCGCAAGAAGGCCGAGGACAAUGAUUAUUAUUAA